UGAGGAGAAGCCACAGGGGGGGGUGGUUUUUGUAAGGAUUAAAUUUCCUUUCGUUUCUUGGGGAGGGGGGGGGGGGCUUCUCUUCUUUAUUUUUUGGGUGGGUUUCUUUACACGUUUAUAUACAAUAAUAUAAAUUUAUAUAAUAUAAUACUAUGAGGCUCUACAUAUCUCCUGGCAUGCGCCGCAUCACCAUCUCCUCUUCCCUUCGACACUCCGACUCCGUACGGCUAAAGGUGCAUUCCACCUGGUCGUACCGGCGAUUAUUUGUGUUCCUAUUGUUGUCUGCAUUUGUUGUACCUCUGGUCUUCAUCUCGGCGGCAUUGAUCAUGCUUGAAGAUCCGACGGCCUGCAAGACUGAAGAUUGUCUCUACAUUGGGGGAAGACCCAUCUUGCACCCGAAGUUUAAGAUUUUGAAGAAAGUACAAGAGGAUCUGGAACGGCGGGAUUUAAAUCCAUUCGUUGAGAAGCAGCUUGACCCUCAGGCGAUGAGAGAGUGGGACAGAGAGUGGGACGAUGGAGAAAAGAAGCAGCAGCAACCAGUGGUUGUGCCUGUAGAGACUCCUGCUACCCUUGCUGACUUGAUAGAAUUGGCCAAAAAGAGCAAACUUGGGACUGAGGCAAUUAUUUCAAUGAUGAAAGCUAUGGUGCAAAAGGAAGAAGAGAAAGUGAAAAUGGCCAAGCUUCAGCGAUCUAUCUUUCGUCAUUUUGCUUCCAAGGGCGUGCCUAAGGGUUUGCAUUGCCUGUCCCUGAGAUUGACCGAUGAAUAUGCCAACAACCCAGAUGUUCAGCAGCCUCUUCCUCCACCUGACAAAAUUGACCGUCUGACGGACAAUUCCCUCCACCAUUAUGUUUUGAUUACUGACAAUGUUCUGGCUGCCUCAGUUGUCGUGGCUUCUGUUGUCCAAAACGCUGUAAAUAAGUCCAAAGUGGUCAUGCAUGUCAUCACCGAUGAAAUCACGUUUGGAGCGAUCAGUGGGUGGUUUGCUAUGAAGGCCAAUUAUAUGGGAGAUGCUACUAUUGAUGUGAAGAGCAUUCAACAGAUUUCCCGGGCUGUGCGGUUGUCCUUUCCUGUGAGCUCGUGGCUUGAUUCGUCAUUGCAACUUCAAGCCCACCUCUAUGGAUACCAAGCAGUGGAAGAAGAGCUUAUGGACCCCCCCGCACCCUUGGAAACAUCAACGACCACAGAGGCAAAGCACGCACGCUUCACGCCGUGGAUGAGUCAGCUGAGAAUGUACAUGCCGGAGGUGUUCCCAGGUCUGGAUAAGAUUGUGUUUCUUGAUGAUGACGUCGCUGUGCAGUCUGACCUUUCGGGACUCUGGGACAUUCCGAUGGAAGGGAAAGUCAAUGGGGCAGUGGAGACCUGCAGGACGGGGGAUGUCAUGCUUACAUCAAAGCGCUUCAAGUCGUACCUCAAUUUCUCCCAUCCUGUCAUUGCUCAGAACUUCAACCCCGAAGAAUGUGCAUGGGCGUAUGGGAUGAACAUAUUCGACCUCAAGUCGUGGAGGCGGUCAAACAUCACGAAGGUGUAUCUUGAAUGGCAAAAGAGGAACGAAGAAGAAAACAUGAGGUUGUGGCGCCUCGGCACUCUACCUCCGGCACUCAUUGCCUUUCGAGGUCAUGUAAAGCCCCUCAGUUCCAGAUGGCACUUGCUGGGACUUGGGUAUCAACCCGGGGUCAAUCUGCGGGCAAUUGAGAAGGCAGCGGUUAUUCAUUACAAUGGCCCAGCAAAGCCGUGGCUAGAUAUGGCGAUUCUGGAUUUCAAGCCAUUCUGGACGAAGUACGUGGAAUUUGAUGACGAGUUUGUCGCUGAUGGAUAUGCUUGGCGGGCGAUGCGGCUGUCCUCUGGUGAUGUGCCAGCUGCCAGGUGUACAUGUAAAGAGCCAACGUGUUCAAGCAUGUUCAUCCACAUGCAGGCAAGACUAGGGUGUGGGACCAUUACAAUGAUGCCAUGUGCCGAUGCCAUGUCAAAUCUAUAUGUUUGCGAUAUUUGGUCGUCAGCGCUGAGGAUGAUCAUCUGUAAUGGGCAUCACAGAAGAGAUGGUGGGGCUGGUGGCGAUGGUGAUGCUGAUGCUGUUGAUGUUGAUGUCUUCAGCACCAGCUUUCAACAACUGCCAGACAGGAUAGCAUGGUAUCGCUGGUUGGAGACACAACAUCCUCUGGACUCUGGCAUCCGCCCACUCACACGACAGGGCACGUCUGCACGAGUCGGUGACCACUCUCUGGCGCAGGAGGAACAUCACAAUGCAGACGUGCGCAAGAGGAACUUCACAAUGCAGACGUACGCUGGAGGAACAUCGCAAUGUAGAUGUGAUGCAGACGAGUGCAGGAGGAACAUCACAAUGCAGUUGCAGUGCAGACGUGCACAUUUGGAACAUCACAAUGCAGUUGCAAUUUCGGACACGCGCAGGAGGAACAUGACAAUGCCGUUGCAAUGCAGAUGCGCACAGGAGGAACGUCACAAUGCAGUGGCAAUUCAAAUGUGCGCAGGAUUAACAUCACAAUGCCGUUGCAAUGGAGACGUGUGCAGGAGGAACAGCACAAUGCGGUUGCUAUGCAGACGCACAGAGGAGGUGGUACACAAUCAGCAACUGCUCUCUGUAUUGCAGAGGCUGUCAAGAAUUGUCGCUUGAUUGUAAUCGCUAGGUCUGGGCUGAGGUGAUGUUCGCAGCAGGUGCACGACUGAUCCUAUCUCAGAUGCCAAAGUACCUUUGACAGCUUCCUGCAAAGUUCUGCGAGGUCAUAAAUUUGCGCACCUCUGUCUCCUUUCCUUGUGUUGCUGGCUUGCACUGCUAUGCUGAAGUGCGCUUCUACGCCGAAGCGUUGUUCGAUUGACGAGGGUUUCCUUAUUUCGUUGACUUAAGAGUUGUUUGAUUUGAUUGUCCGUUAGAAACAAAGUGCAAAUAGAACAGAGCGUUGCUGCAAUUUUAGUGAUUUGUGAAAUGCUACCCCCUGGCGACUUUUUUUUGAAACCAUCGAAGCGACCGGGUAAGCGUUCCAGCAUUCUGUCGGGAAAGGUUGCCUCUACUUCCAGAAUGUGUUUGAGUUGAUUUGCCACGAGAAGUGUGCACGAUUGGGUAGAUGACUAGAGAAGGAAGGUAGCAGUGUUCGCCUGAGUGACACUGGCAUGUGGCACAGGAGGUCUGUGAGGGAGGGAGUCGAUGAACUUGGCUGCAAGCGUACUUGUGAAACGCUCCAUAUUUUUUUUUUCACUGGUUCGAACUUCGAACUGGUACCCUGUGUAGCACACCGAACAUGUUCGGGUGCUCGGCCGAAUGCCUCCUGAACGCUUUCGGUCGAACAUAUUAAAAAAAAAAAAAAAAAAAAAUCUUUAUUAUUUUUUGAGGUUUUUGAUUUUUUACUCGAGUUUGGUUACGAAUUUGAGCAUACCUCUCAGCCGAAAGUUGUUUUUGUAUUAUUAUUUUACAUAACAUGCCGUUUUUUGAACUUUUUCAGAAUUUUCUGAGUUUUUUUUUUUUUUUUUUUUUUAAUAUUUAUAUGUUCACGUUCGAAGGGUUUUGGCGCUCAUUCGGGUUUGGUCGCGAACGUUCGGGUUCGGUCACCGAACCCGAACACGAUGCUACACAGGUUAUAGCAAUAGGUUAGUAGAGGCAUGGUAGGUAACUCAUGCGACACGUCAAUAAUGCGGUACUAAAUUGAGAGUUGCUGAUCUUGGAACACACUCAUGUAGUGCACAAUUCUUCAGCUGACUACUCUCUUUCCCUCAGCUGGCUGCCCCCUUCCUUCCCCCCCCCAAUCAGGACAAGACUGGUGGUGCCCCGCUUUCAUCUUGGGUUGGUCACCCACCAACUUCCCCUGCCCAAAUUGAAGUGAUAGUAAAGUGGAACCCAUACCCACCGCUAGAUGCGUGAUCGACGUCUAGCUCAGUUGGUAUUGGCCCCCAAUGAAUUGUUGAAAUACAGGGCCAAGUUCAAAUCCAGAUGCAAUCAGACGAACCGAAUAAUAUACUUCUGAAUUACCUGGGGCAGGUCGGUUCAAUGAUGAUAUCUCGAAGCCGUUGCCCUGCAACUUUCAAGGGAAGAAAGAUAUGUGAUCGGUGUCCGUUCAGUUUCAAUGAUGAAGGCAGCACUGCAGUUUUGAGGCAGCUUCAUAAGGAUGGUUGGAAAAGUACACGCCGGGGGUGAGAGAGUUUUUUUUGGGUUUAAGGCGCAGCUUCAUAAUUCUAUCUGGAGGACAAGCAGCAGGAGGAGUGUUUAAGGCACUGUGGGAAUGUGUCGCUGUCGUUAAGUGCCAUAUAUCUGGUCUAUUUUAGCGAAGAAGACAAUCCUGAAAAAGUGAAGUGAUGUGGCGCGUGGUGCGCCGCCGCCUCCUAUAGUGAAGGUUGUGAAUGCGACUGACGCAACCCAUUCACGUCGUUUGCCGCUUCGAGAGUGGAUGGCAGAUGUGAGGAUAUAAUCGUUAAUCAUGCGACAUGCCAAUUAGUGACAGAUGCAGAAUACUUGCUACGCAUGAUACGUUGGAGGGGCAAGAGAGGAGAGGAGAUUGGUGAGGGAAGAAUGGUGGAAGGAAGAAGGGAGAGGAAGGUCGAAAGUCUGAGGAAGUGCGGAAGGAGGAACGCUUGAACGGAAUGAAAGAAAGAAGAGUGCCCAGGAAGUGUCAGACAACAAGGAGAGCAGGACACGGUAAAGAGCAGUGAGGCCCGGCUCGGAAGACGAAGGGAGAAUCAAAUGAAGGUGCGAUCAAUACCCUAUCACAUGUAAUGUUUUUGUGGUUUUAAGACUUGAACGAGUCUUGAAGGGCAUGUUCACACUAGUGAUAUUCCCAGAUGCCUCUCUUCAUAAUUACGCACAGAUUCGGCCAGGUAUCGGAAAAGUGCCGGAGUGAGGAAGCGCCCUUAUAAACUCAAUUGCUGAUUCCAGAUAUUUCCGAAUAUUCUGCUUCUUCUGGGAUGCAGGCUGAUUGCUCCCUUUUUUGGGGGAAAAAGAGGGCGGCAGUGCCGACUGCUUCUUUACGUGUUCAGACUCCAGAGUGUUCAUUAAUGUUUGCACAAAGAUACGUUUGAGAAAAUGCUGUGCCUGUAUUGUAGUAUUGUUUUUUAGUAUUUGAGUCAAAAUUUGACUGAAUUGUUUUAGUAAUAUAGCGAAGUGAGACUGACAUGCAAUAUGAUCGAGGAGGUUUCUCUGCGAGAGGUCACAGCCUAAACGAUUUAUUUAUUUAUUUUUGUGUAAAGUUCUAAUGAAAUGCAACCUGGGAU
This is a messenger RNA of Chara braunii, 5212 nucleotides long. Lineage: Eukaryota; Viridiplantae; Streptophyta; Charophyceae; Charales; Characeae. The record is from the annotation of a GenBank genome assembly.